Molecule: messenger RNA, 2232 nt
Organism: Pieris brassicae (large cabbage white)
Lineage: Eukaryota; Metazoa; Arthropoda; Insecta; Lepidoptera; Pieridae
Product: alpha-(1,3)-fucosyltransferase C-like
Exons: 2
Coding region: 50-1228 (392 amino acids)
Cellular component (GO): membrane
Molecular function (GO): alpha-(1->3)-fucosyltransferase activity
Source: RefSeq, a predicted model, not a curated record
AGUGGACGUAGUUAUAAACUAGAGUUAUUCCGCCACUGAAAAUAAAGUGAUGUUGUGUUAUCGCUUGUUCGUCAGAAAAUUGUUUGCGCUGUUCCCGCUGUUAAUACUAUUUUGGAUUUUUUAUAUAAUUUACACGUAUCAUACUAAAAUGAACUUUAUACGAGCAAACCGAAAGGACAAAUCUCAUUUAAGUCACAAAAACAUGAAAUAUGUACUUCAAUGGACUCGCAGGUUCAGUGCACCGUUUGAUUGGAUGGGCGAAGGUAACUCAGCCUUUGUUAAAUACAAAUGCAAAUACACAAAUUGUUACGUGACAGACGAUAGAAGUUAUUUUCUUGAUCAAAAGGACUUCGAUGCAAUUGUCUUUAACGGAAGGGAUGUCAUACACCUUUGGCCCUUCCAAAUGCCAUCUCAGCGAUCACCUAGACAAAAAUUCAUAUUCGGCGCAAUGGAAUCACCUGACAAUUUUCCCGCGUGUGAUAAAAAUUUAGACGGAUUCUUUAAUUGGACAUGGACUUAUAAAUUGGAUUCAGAUAUACGAUGGGGGUAUAUAGCUAUCUAUAAUAAAAAUGGCCAGCUCGUUGGUCCCAAAAUAGAUAUGGUGUGGCCGAAGAUGACACCUGUCAGCGAUGGCUUAAAGUCUAAAUUGAAGAAGAAGACUAAGGCGGUUGCGUGGUUUGUGUCCCACUGUUCAACAAAAAGUGGAAGAGAACAUUAUGUUUCAAGGCUGAAUAAUGAGCUAGAAGCAUUUGGCUUAUCUGUGGAUAUUUAUGGGAGCUGUGGCAGCUUAACUUGCCCAAGAACAAACGAGAAAUCUUGCUUCAAAAUGAUUAAAGACGAUUACCAUUUCUAUCUGUCUUUUGAAAAUUCGUUCUCCGAAGACUAUGUAACAGAAAAAAUGUUAACAGCCUUAAACAAUUAUGCUGUUCCUAUUGUUUUUGGAGCUGCUGUUUACAAGAGAUUUCUACCGGAUGGCAGUUACAUAGACGCAAGAGCCUUAGGUCCAACAGCACUUGCAAGCGAGAUAAAUAGCAUAAUAGAAAACAAGACGAAGUUUUACGAUUUCUUUCGAUGGCGCAACCAUUUGGUAUACAAAGGUACUGAUGGACCAGAUGUUUGCAACCUCUGUGAGAUUCUCAAUGACGAAGAGAAGGUGCAACAAGUCAGUGUGUGGAAAGACUUCAGGGUGUGGUGGAAUGGUGCACGUUAUAAGGAUAACUGUUUUUAGGGAUAAAUGUGGAACGAAUAUAGUGUGUUAUAAUUUUAAAUUCUUACCAAUAAAGAAAUUUAUUAAGAUAUCAAAUGAAAACCCAUCUCUCUCUUACGGCUCUUUAAAUAACCAAGGAAUCAAAGUAUAUUUUCUAAAUUAAAUGAGCUUAUUUCAUAAAAAUGUCGAUACGCGAUCCGCGUGUUAGCGCCAUAUAACAUAUUAGCGGCUUUGCUCCGAGCGAAAAGAAUAGCCUUCGCCGGAGAAAGCGGAGCCUAUGGCGGCCUGUAGAGGAUCAUUAUGUUUCAAUGAUUUUACGAAAUAUUGUUUCACGACGUAACGUUUUUGAUAAUAAUUUUAAAUAUCGGUUUUUUGUUUAGCCUUGUAAGGACAUACGUUUUAAAUCAAUAUUUUUAAAUAGUUGUAUAAUUGUCAUGGAUAACAUUAAUAAAUUCUGUUUAAAUCCUGUGUAAAUUUUUGGUAGCGUUGUGAUAGCGACUUAGCCAGCGACAUUACAAAUAUCAAGCCUAGGUUUUUCAGAAACAUUGAUGGAAUUUAUUAUUUAUAGAAACAAUCUGCGUCUUCCCCUUACUCGCACAAUUUUAUUGUCAGCGUAUGUAAAAUCUGAAAAUCAUUAAUUAUCUUUAGACUUAGCUUUAGAAAAGAACAAAAUGUAUUUUAAUAAUAUAAUAUAUACCUACUAAGUCCAAUUUACAAGCGUUAUUAUCAUAUUAAUAAUGUAAGUAAGACUCUGUCCUAAUAUAAUAAAUACUUCAUUAAAGUUAACACAAAAUCAUGGAUUUAUCUUGUAGUCUGUUUUAGAUCUUCAAAGAGAUGUUAAUUUAACUACCUACUCACUCCGAAAUCGAAAAGCGAAUUUUGGAUACGAUUUCUUUAACUAAAGAUCACAUUUUGGCUACAAGUGUGUGUAUAUUUUGGUUUACGCUUUUAUUUAUUUACUAAAAUAUGUAUUUUAUCUAAGACUGAUUAGUAAUGGUUUUAUUUUAUGGACUGCCCCAGUCCAA